Anopheles merus is the source of this 2234-nucleotide messenger RNA. RefSeq names its product very-long-chain 3-oxoacyl-CoA reductase (gene spidey). Gene Ontology annotation, cellular component: endoplasmic reticulum. The transcript is spliced from 4 exons. NCBI's taxonomy places the organism in Eukaryota, Metazoa, Arthropoda, Insecta, Diptera, Culicidae. Gene Ontology annotation, molecular function: oxidoreductase activity. The record is from RefSeq and is a predicted model, not a curated record. The coding region runs from base 803 to 1792 and encodes 329 amino acids.
CUUGGGUCUCGACUUUCACUUUCCUUCCGUUCUUGUUUUGUUCAUCGGCAGCCAACUUUUAGCGUGAAAUUAUUACCAUUACGUAGCGUGAAACCAACAUCAGUCAUAUUUUUUUACUUUCUCGCUUCCCUUUUAUGCUGUGCUGUGGUCACAAAAGCGAAACACAAUAGGGUGAAAGUGAACGAAAACAAAGCGCCGAAAGAAAACGGAGUUGACACAGGCACCCUAACGCGAAGAAAGUUUAGUUGGUCGUUGGAAACCGGAUCGAUAAGGUUACGGUAACUUUGAGGAGGAAAAAAACGAGUCUUCUUCCAAAUCCCGAAAAAUUGUUCAACUUCAUUCUCCGAAGCCAGUUCAUUGCUGACGACGCGCUUAUCAAUAGAAUACGAACCCUAUUUGCACACCUCGCCCGCCAAAGUCAGAAAGUGUGAAUCGACGGCAACGACAGCUAUUCGCACAAUCGCUGCCUCACACACACACUCACACACACACAUAUUGCGCGUAUGCAGCUCGUCGAUUCAGGGCCUGCCGCGACCAGGAAAGAUUAUUCGUCGUUCACCCCUCACGCUAGACGGGUUCCGUAGCGGGUCAGUCUGGUGCGCGUCCGAUACCGUGCUUUUGUGUAUGUGUGGUGUGUUCUCGGUGAAACGUGGAAUAUUCCCGUGCAUCCCAGUAGCGCGUGUGUGAAUUAGCCAGUCCGGUCACUUCACAUUUCAAUUUACAUACGGUUUUCUUUGGAGUGUGCAAUUAACAAAACAACCCUUUCGACCCUACCGAGCAUUACCUCAAUCCAUCGCCGAAAAUGGUCACCACGUCGAGCGUUCUCGGUAGUACCAGUGCGGUGCUAGUGUCGCUGUUUUUGUUACGCAAAGUUUUCCCCUGGAUUUAUCAAAACCUUAUCGGACCAAAGGUCUUUGGUUGCCGCAUCAAUCUAAAGAAGACCGGCGAAUGGGCUCUAAUCACCGGUGCAACUGAUGGUAUAGGAAAGGCAUACGCUCAAGCGCUUGCUAGAAAAGGACUCAAUAUUAUACUAGUCAGUCGGACACUUUCUAAACUUGAGGAUGUUGCCAAAGAAAUUGAAACGGAGUUCAAGGUGCGCACCAUGGUAAUUGCCGCUGAUUUCACAAAGGGAGCUGAAAUUUACGAACAAAUCCAGCAACAAAUUGAAAAUAUGGAGAUCGGCGUGUUGGUUAAUAAUGUAGGCAUGAGCUAUUCAAACCCAGAAUACCUAUUAGGAUUGCCGGACUAUGAGAAGCUCAUUAACAAUCUACUCAGCUGCAACAUUCUGUCAGUGACGCGUAUGUGCCAGCUAGUGAUGCCAGGCAUGGUGAAACGACAUGCGGGUGUUGUGAUCAACAUUUCGUCGCUUUCUGCCGUCAUUCCGGCACCGCUGCUGACCGUGUACGCCGCGUCCAAGGCGUUCAUGGACAAGUUUUCUGAAGAUCUCGCAUCAGAAUACGCAAAACACAACAUUGUGGUGCAAUCAGUGCUACCAGGACCUGUAGCAACCAACAUGUCAAAAAUUCGUAAGAGCUCCUGGAUGGCUUGCUCACCAAAAGUGUUCGCUAACAGUGCGAUCAGCACGCUUGGACACACGCGCAAAACCACAGGAUACUUUCCGCAUGCCCUACUUGAGCUAUCUAUCAAUGCAUUAAGUUUUAUUUCACCGCGCUUAGCGGAAAAAAUUACCAUAAAUACCAUGCAAAAUAUUCGCGCCAGAGCAAUGAAAAAAUCCACAACACGAUCCAGUGCGCCUGCCGAUAGCACUGCAGUACUAACAGCUUCUUCUUAAAAUAUUGAAUUUAAUAACAACUUAUUGAUGAGGUGAACAUAGGAUGACAUUUCUAGAGUACCAAUCUGGGUUAUAGCGUAGUGAAUCCAUUGUCAAAAAAUCAAAACGCAUUUCGGUAUUGCCCAUGAACUAAGUGGCUGCUGCUAGCUUUAUUUGUAGUGUUUACAGAAUAGUCAAACCGGCUGGGCAUUUAGUGUUAAGAAGAGGGUAAGGGCUAUCCAUCGAUGCGACAAAAGGAAAUUAUUGUUUGUCCUUAAGUACAUUUCCUAGUCUUGAAUAUGGACAAAGUUUGCACAAGACUGGUGCAACAGGAGCAUAAUUUUUGUGGCGUUUUUUCGUUUCUUAAUGUUGAAGGCAUCAGAAAAAGUCAAUACAACUUGAUGUUGUAGUUAGAAAUAAAAGAGCUCAUUUCCAGCACUGUAAUCAUAGUCCUGAUACCUAA